GAGGCGGUGGGGGCGGCGCGAAGCCGCCGCGGCGCUGCUGCCCGGUUGCUGUGAGUUCUCACAACUGUCUCCUAGUGGCGUGAGCCUCGAGCCUCGCUCUUCCCCCGGCGGCGGCGGCAGCAGGAGGAGGAAGGAGCGGAGACAAGCGGGCGGCGGGCUCCAUGGAGAGCGGCAGACGCCCGGGCAGAGGUGGUUCUUCCUCUCCGGUCCCCGGGCUGCAGUGACCGGCGCUUGCGCCCUGCUCCGCGUCGAAGCGGCCGCCGGCUCCGGGACUGAUCGGCCUCGCUGUCACUCCCCGCGCCGCCGCCUCGCCUCCCGGCGCCCCUGCGCCCCGACUCGCCCGCGCCCCAACUCCCCGGCGGGGUGGCGGCAGCCGGGCCCCCGCGGCGGCGGCCGGAGCAGCAGCGGCAAGAGCCCGCCUCUAUGAUGAAGUUCAAGCCCAACCAGACGCGGACCUAUGACCGCGAGGGCUUCAAGAAGCGGGCGGCGUGCCUGUGCUUCCGGAGCGAACAGGAGGACGAGGCUUCUUUACUUUGCUGUAUUUGGAUUGACAUCUGGAGAGGAGCAGCCUUUCUUGUUCUAAGAGUGCUGUUGGUGAGCAGCAGUCGGUACCCAGACCAGUGGAUCGUCCCGGGAGGAGGAAUGGAGCCAGAGGAGGAGCCUGGUGGCGCUGCCGUGCGGGAGGUUUAUGAAGAGGCUGGAGUCAAAGGAAAAUUAGGCAGACUCCUGGGCAUAUUUGAGCAGAACCAAGACCGAAAGCACAGAACAUAUGUGUAUGUUCUUACUGUCACUGAAAUACUAGAAGACUGGGAAGACUCUGUUAAUAUAGGAAGGAAGAGAGAAUGGUUCAAAGUAGAAGACGCCAUCAAAGUUCUCCAGUGUCAUAAGCCUGUACAUGCAGAGUAUCUGGAAAAACUAAAGCUGGGUUGUUCUCCAACCAAUGGGAAUUCCACAGUCCCUUCCCUUCCAGAUAACAACGCCUUGUUUGUGACUGCGGCACAGACCUCUGGGUUGCCAUCCAGUGUAAGAUAGACCGGGGAGGGCCUCCCGUGUGCAGUCUCCCGGGGAGAGGUCUCUCUUUUCCUUGGCAAACAUCUGAAUGAUGCCUGCAAACUGUCUGAAUUUGCCAUGCAGGAUUUUCAAACAAUUUGCAUGUUUUUCAGAUGUUUUCAAAUCUUCUUUAAAAAAAAAAAAUGUAAAAUAUUUUAAUAAGCCAAAGCCAUGUGGAAUUUUUUUUAGAUGCCUUAACUGUCCCUGGCCCCACCCCAUCACCAUUUUAGUUGUCAUUUUUUCACAGCAUUGUGAUCAGUUUUUUUGUCCAUUUGACAUCAGUCUGUGGUUUUUGUCAGAUCACCUUACUUGUUGGGUAUAUUUCCCCUCUAAAUUAUUUUCUCAUUCUCAGCACUAACAUUCAACAAGUUCUGUUGUGGAGAUUUAUGAAAAUAAUUCUUGAUAUUAAAGAAAUCUAUUGGUCCGUAAACUUGUUUCAUAGGAUCACAGUUCUAAAAAAAAAGUUCACAAAUUCCAGACUUGUACUUUCUAUAUGAUUCGUAACUGUUUUGACAAAGGAUUUAAUUUACUAUUUUCUGGAAUUCAUCACCUCCUUUGUCUGUUUUCACAACUGGUAUUCUGUCACUAGCUUCCCGAUAUGGCCAAUAAUUAAUAGUCCUUUAACACAAAGUCUAACUACAUCGAGUGAUUUUCAGGGAGGUGUAGUAAGUAAGAAAGAUGCACACAGUAAAUACAUCUUACCAUGAGAAACUGUAUUCGUGGAAUUUGAGUUAGCAUGCUAGGUUGCCAAUUUCCCGUUAUCCAUAAUCUCUUUACACAGAGUACUUGAUUGAGAACCAUAAUACCCUUAGUUGAAAUCCCUUUAAAAAAUAUAUUUCCAGUUUUUGAAUGUACUGACCCCUGUUCAGUUAAACUUGCUGGUUACUAGUAACCACAGGAUUAGCGUCUAACCUCAAAUGCUGGUCGGUGGUGACUGCAUCACAGCUGAGUAAACUGGCCUUCUUGCUGCUCAGCUAUUACAGACUUUGAUGAUUAGGACACCUCAGAAUAUCUCCUCUUUUAUAGGUUGCCAAUAAGUACUAUUUAUACUAAGUUUUGGGGCACUGGAACGUACCUGAGCUAAGAAUUAUCUUAACACUCAUCUUUAUACUCACAAUCAAGAAUCCCAUUAAAAAACACAAGGUACCCCAUCUGAACGCCUGUACUGCCCCCCCCCCCCCCACCAAGUCACAAAUGAGGUGGGAGGAAAAACAAACUUUAAAUAAGACAUGGGGUUGGGAGGCAAGUGAAAGAUCUUUCUGUAUGUAGAGGUUAGCCUUGUAAAUAUUGUAACUGGUGAGUAUAGAGUAGAAAGUAGGUUUAGUUGUACAUUUGUUCCACAAAUUGUUAACCUUCAAAAAUAUAAUUGCUGCUAAAAAUAGAGUGCUGUUACACUUAGGAAAAAUCAGUGCCAUUGUUCCGAAAAAGAUCUUGUGCCAUAAAUGCAGCUGAACUAAAUAUACGCAUUAGUUCACAAAUUAAUGCUGUUAGAGGAAUGAGUGAAGUAGAAGAACUUUUAACCAGUGACAUUUCAUUUGUAAUUAUGUAGUGUGAUCAAACAUGAUCAGAAUCUUUCUAUUUUUCUUUGUACAGAGGUUACAUUUUAAUUCCACAGAUUGACACUUUCUAUCAAUCUUCAAUGGGCUAGAUUUUUUUUUCAGUAAUCUAAAACUUCUUUAAAUUAUAUACCUUAACACAGCAGAGAAACUGGAUUUUGUGUAUAAAACUGUGCACCUGAAAUGCUGUCACAAGUACUGCGGUGGGGGGGGGGGUGGUUCUUGUACAUGAUAUUCUUAGAGGUAAUAAUGCAUGAACUUAUUUUAUAAUCUCUUGGACUAUGUAUUUGACAUGUAAAAUAUGUACAGUAUUAAUGUCCGCCACCUCUUAAAAGUGAGUGUAUAAAUAUUGUUGUAUAAUUUUUUUUGGUCAAAAGCAUUUGGACUAAGUAGUGCCACUCGGGUCAGGAUUUUCUUCAGUGCCAUUUAGCAGACCAACUGUCUUUAGUCUAUGCAACUAGCCAAAAUUUAUAGGACACAACAGAAUACAGUUGUCACACUUUGAAUUUCACACGAGGGAUUCACUAUUCUGGAACCCAGGCUAGCAAAAUUAGAGGAAAGGCCCUAUGAUUUCUCUUAAGAGAAAAAGCCUACAUUUCCAGGCUCAACAGUUGAAUAUACUUUAGGUAACAAAAUAGUGUCUACUAUCUCAACCCUUCAAAGUUUAGAGUGAUGUGAAUCAUUUGUGCUUUCUGUGGGAUAGCUGGAUAAAAUUGGCAGCUAAAUUUUUUCAGUCCCACGUGCCUCCUAAAUAAAAGAAAUAACUAGGUUACAAGUUGACUUGCAGACACAAACUAGCAACUAUCCUGAAUAAUUGUUGGGGAGUUGUGUGUGUGUGUGUGUGUGUUUCUUUUUUUAAUAAACAGGUGAAAUUUUCCAACAGGUACCUGCCAUUCAAUUUUCUGUCAAUCACAGUUGUAUAAAGUAGCAAAACCGAAGGGAUGGGGGGGUGGAAAUGAUUGUUGUAUACACUCUAAAUUGCUUUGCAUGGUCUAAUUUGAGGUAAUUGGUGUCAGAAUCUUGACUUUUUUAUAUUUGGAAACCAAAUAAAAAUGGAAAUAAAUUAUCUUUUUUUUUUAAACAUAA
Suricata suricatta (meerkat) is the source of this 3692-nucleotide messenger RNA. RefSeq names its product nudix hydrolase 4 (gene NUDT4). The record is from RefSeq and is a predicted model, not a curated record. Gene Ontology annotation, cellular component: cytoplasm; nucleus. Gene Ontology annotation, molecular function: bis(5'-adenosyl)-hexaphosphatase activity; bis(5'-adenosyl)-pentaphosphatase activity; diphosphoinositol-polyphosphate diphosphatase activity. Bases 424 to 1032 code for a protein of 202 amino acids. The transcript has 6 exons. Gene Ontology annotation, biological process: diadenosine pentaphosphate catabolic process; adenosine 5'-(hexahydrogen pentaphosphate) catabolic process; diphosphoinositol polyphosphate metabolic process. NCBI's taxonomy places the organism in Eukaryota, Metazoa, Chordata, Mammalia, Carnivora, Herpestidae.